AGUAUGGAUUCUUCAAUUGAAUUAAAUACAGUUGUAGUGACGAUUUUAGCCUUGUCUUUUUGGAUAAGACCCUAAGUACCGUACCGAAAAGUGUGUUGAGGUAGAGAUUCUUCUAAGCCUACAGUUGCACAGAUUGAAGAGAUUAUUGCUGCUUUGUGUAUUAAGUGGAUGUAGUCAGCAUUCUGAAAAUUUAUAAAGGAGAAUGGCAGUUACAUUUGCAGCAAAUAUGUGUUCCAUCACAAGUUCUAAAACGAAGGAAGGGAUCAAAAGGUUUGACAUUGAAGAUAAACUGCAAUCCAGGUCUAAUAUUGCACUGCUUCCUCCAGACGCCUCAACUCGCAGGCACCUUUCAGUCAGUGUUGGCACUUCAUUGAUUACCAUAACAUGCAGUUAUGGUUUAUCACCAUUAAUGGUAUGGGCUGAAGAGAAGUCAGCUGACAAAGAGGAAAAUGAUAAUGGGGUUGUUGGCGCCGUCAAAUCUUUAUUUGAUCCCAAUGAGAAGACAAAGUCUGGAAAGGUGUUGCCAAAGGCUUACUUAAAGUCAGCAAGGGAGGUAGUGAAAACACUGCGUGAAUCGGUAAAUGAAGCCCCUGAUGAUAAUGCCAAAUUUAGACGGACUGCAGAUGCAGCAAAGGAGUCGAUUCGGGAGUAUCUUGGUAGUUGGAGGGGAAAUCAGACGGUUGCACAAGAGGAAUCAUAUGUUGUUUUGGUAAAAGCAAUCAAAUCUUUGGCGAACUUUUACUCUAAGGCAGGGCCAUCAGCCCCACUGCCGGAGGAAGUUAAGUCUGAAAUAUUAGAUUACCUGAAUACUGCUGAAGAAUUCUUGUAGAAAAUCUUCCAGAAUAUAUUAUAUAAACCGCUAUUUCAAACUCCUGAGCCAGAUAGCAUUGGAGUAGUAAAUUCUUUUGUAGCAAAGAAACUGAUCAAACUUCUGUUUUGUCCAUUCUUUUGUCAUGUGAAAUAUAUUUACCUAGUUUUGAUUGAUGA
Cicer arietinum (chickpea) is the source of this 987-nucleotide messenger RNA. RefSeq names its product photosystem II D1 precursor processing protein PSB27-H2, chloroplastic. Gene Ontology annotation, biological process: photosystem II assembly; photosystem II repair. NCBI's taxonomy places the organism in Eukaryota, Viridiplantae, Streptophyta, Magnoliopsida, Fabales, Fabaceae. Gene Ontology annotation, cellular component: chloroplast thylakoid lumen; photosystem II. The record is from RefSeq and is a predicted model, not a curated record.